Messenger RNA from Anopheles cruzii, 1476 nucleotides. RefSeq names its product UNC93-like protein. Gene Ontology annotation, biological process: regulation of muscle contraction; regulation of potassium ion transport. Gene Ontology annotation, cellular component: plasma membrane; striated muscle dense body. Gene Ontology annotation, molecular function: potassium channel regulator activity. NCBI's taxonomy places the organism in Eukaryota, Metazoa, Arthropoda, Insecta, Diptera, Culicidae. The transcript has 6 exons. The record is from RefSeq and is a predicted model, not a curated record. Bases 1 to 1476 code for a protein of 491 amino acids.
AUGCGGGACGACCAACAGACGACCACCGAUCGGGAGGCCCUGGAAGCGAUCGAAAAGUUGGGCCCUCGGGAGAAGUGGCGUAUCGUGAAGAACAUCGCGGUGCUAGGGUUCGCUUUCAUGAUCCAUUUCACGGCGUUUCACGGUACCUCGAAUCUGCAGAGUUCGCUCCACACCGACGGGUCACUGGGCGCGUACACGCUGGCCUCGAUCUACGGGUCGCUGAUCGUAUCGAACCUUUUCCUGCCGGUGCUCGUGAUACGGUUCCUCGGCUGCAAGUGGACCGUCGUGGUGUCGUUCAUCGCGUAUAUGCCAUACAUUGCGGCCCAGUUCUAUCCGUCGUUCGCCACCCUCAUCCCGAGCGGGCUGGCGGUCGGGUUCGGUGGCGGGCCGCUCUGGUGCGCCAAGUGCACCUACCUCUCGAUCAUCGCCGAAGCGUUCAGUGUCGCGACACGCCGCAAGGUGCGCACCGAGUAUCUGAUCGUCAAGUUUUUCAGCCUGUUCUUCGUGUUCUACCAGCUCGCGCAGGUCCUGGGCAAUCUGAUCUCCUUCACCGUGCUCUCGUACGGUGCUACGGUGGAUGGCAAUGAGACCCGGAGCAUUGUGCAGUCCCUGUCGGUGAACGUGUCGUCCACGUGCGGGGCUAACUACGAGGCUCCGAGCGAGAAUGCCGCUCAGGGAGCGAUCGAUCUGCAGCGACCGGAUGCCGGCCAACUGAACACGCUGACCGGAAUUUUCCUGGCGUGCAUGGUGGCGGCCAGUGUUUCGGUAGCCAUCGGCGUUGAUUCUCUCAAAAGAUACAGCAUGAUCCGCGCCGGUCAGGCCGAUCAGGUGUCCGGCACACGGAUGCUAAUCAUCACGCUGCGGCAACUCGGCAACCGGUAUCAGUUGCUGCUGCUACCGAUCACUGCCUUCAUCGGCGUCGAGCAGGCGUUCAUUGCGGUCGACUUCACGAAGUCAUUCGUUGCCUGUGGGCUCGGCAUCAGCUACAUCGGCUACGCGAUGAUUUGCUUCGGACUGGCGAAUGCGGUAGCCGCCGCCGUCACACCGUACAUCACGAAGCAACUCGGUCGGCGGGCCCUUAUCUUCCUAACGGCCAUUUUCCACGCCGGACUCGUGACGUUUAUGCUUCUCUGGCGCCCGACCGGCGAGUAUUACAAGUACUCCAUCAUGGUCGUUGCCUCGUGCUGGGGACUUGCCGACGGUGUUUGGUUGAUUCAAAUCAACUCUUUGAGCGGAAUCCUGUUCCCUGGCAACGAGGAGGCUGCGUUCAGCAACUUUCGCCUGUGGGAAGCUACGGGUUCGGUUAUCAUGUACGCAACCAGCCCGUUCUUGUCCACGUUUCAAAAGCUACUGUUCGUGCUCGGCAUUAUGACCGUCGGCACCGUUGGGUAUGGAAUCAUCGAGUUGAUGGAGUACCGCGUGAAGCGAGCCGUUACCGAAAAACGUUUCGAAGCCGUCAGUCAGCAGGUGGAUUGA